AUGGACGACUUCAAUGCUCUUGUAACAGUGCUUGACACUCCGCCGCUUCGUCCGACCGCUGCCCGGCCCCCUGAGACUGCAGAGUUUAUCCGUCAGUUCUUGACCGAUGGCGAGGUAGCGGAGCUGGAUCAAGAGUUCGCCUCAUCAUGCGAGCCAAACAAGCAAGUCAUGUGGACCGGCAUCGCUCGUGAGGCGGCACAGAAAUGGGCGGACGACAGGGGCAUGCAGACGCUGUCGACAGCCAUGGGGCCGUUACGAACGCGCGACGCAUCGCGAAAGCACCCCGGAAAGAAAGGGCUGACCAAAUACAUGAGAGGCGCGUCAGCCGAAUUUGCGUGGCAUAUUGCGAGGACCAGCCAUGUCGUGACGGUCCUCUGCCCACCGCCUCCGCAGCGAUUUAACCCAGGUGGCGGAACGAACAUGCAACUGGUCGAACUGCCAAUAUUGACUGGCAUAAUUGGCGGCCACGCCGUUGCGAGAAUCAUUGCUAUUCACCCUACGGUUCCAGAAGCUGCGGACUUCUGGUACCAGUUCUGGCCAUUCGAUCAGUGUGACAUCUGGCGGAAGAGAUAUGCCCAGAGCGUCGACGGAGUGACACAAUGGCUGCAGCGAUCAAGAAAGGCCAGCGUUAUACGAAUUGAAGAAAAGCUGCGCUUGACCCUAAACGGAACCAACGAUAUGGUGGUCAUCGAAGCAAUAUUGCCUCAAGACACAGCUGCAAGCACAUCGGCGACCGGGGGAGAGACGAGGCUGGCAACAAAUGCGGCGUCAGCAAGUAACAGGAGCAAGGCGAAGGGAAAGAAGAAAGAGACGGACGAAAAGCAACGAGUGAAGGCAGCACCGACGGCCUUGACGGCCCUCGAAGAUGAAGGUGGCGCAAAAUCAAAGACGAAAUCUCAAACGACAAAAAUGAUGACGGCACCAACGACGAAGGCCAAGAAAGAGACCAAGAAAGAGACGAAGAAAGAAGCCAAGAAAAACACCAAAACGAAUGAGAAAAACGUCACGAAAACGACCAAACUUGAACCCCCAAACAAAUCCAAAGCAAAGACCAAAGCAAAGACCAAAGAAAAGACCAAAGGAGAGACCAAAGGAAAAGGCAACGAAACGGCCAAAAACAUGAAAGGAAAGUCCAAAGAAGAGUCCAAGAAGCAGCCCAAGCAAUACCCCAAAGGAAACCAACCGAUGCAGACAGAACCGGUGUCUCUUCAAGGACACAAGAAUGGCUCAAAAUCAAAGAGGAAAGCUGGUACUAAGAAGAUGGACAAGGACAUGUGCAUCUCGAGAAUGAGUCCCCCGGCGCGAGUGAACGCCUCCGGGCAGGCCGGCAACAUGAGCGUGGCAGGUGGUCGUGAUGCUUGGAUUGUACUUUUUGUUGCUGUUGCUGAGGCCGGCUGUUUUUGGUUCUUUGGUCGCUCCCUUUAA
Molecule: messenger RNA, 1425 nt
Organism: Sporothrix schenckii 1099-18
Lineage: Eukaryota; Fungi; Ascomycota; Sordariomycetes; Ophiostomatales; Ophiostomataceae
Exons: 1
Coding region: 1-1425 (474 amino acids)
Source: RefSeq, a predicted model, not a curated record